Molecule: messenger RNA, 573 nt
Organism: Schistosoma margrebowiei
Lineage: Eukaryota; Metazoa; Platyhelminthes; Trematoda; Strigeidida; Schistosomatidae
Source: the annotation of a GenBank genome assembly
AUGAUUUUUAUUAUUUUGUCUACUACUACUACUACUACUACUACUACUACUACUACUACUACUACUACUACUACUACUACUACUACUACUACUACUACUACUACUACUACUACUACUACUACUACUACUACUACUACUACUACUACUACUACUACUACUACUACUACUACUACUACUACUACUACUACUACUACUACUACUACUACUACUACUACUACUACUACUACUACUACUACUACUACUACUACUACUACUACUACUACUACUACUACUACUACUACUACUACUACUACUACUACUACUACUACUACUACUACUACUACUACUACUACUACUACUACUACUACUACUACUACUACUACUACUACUACUACUACUACUACUACUACUACUACUACUACUACUACUACUACUACUACUACUACUACUACUACUACUACUACUACUACUACUACUACUACUACUACUACUACUACUACUACUACUACUACUACUACUACUACUACUACUACUACUACUACUACUACUACUACUACUACUACUACUACUACUACUACUACUACUACACUGUAG